Molecule: messenger RNA, 8231 nt
Organism: Colletes gigas
Lineage: Eukaryota; Metazoa; Arthropoda; Insecta; Hymenoptera; Colletidae
Product: nuclear receptor coactivator 2-like
Exons: 23
Coding region: 2183-7105 (1640 amino acids)
Biological process (GO): positive regulation of transcription by RNA polymerase II; cellular response to hormone stimulus
Cellular component (GO): nucleus
Molecular function (GO): nuclear receptor binding; protein dimerization activity
Source: RefSeq, a predicted model, not a curated record
CCACCUAGCGGAAUACCCUCCGUCUUCUGUACGACUGCAAUCGUUGCAUGGAGUCAGUCGUUUCACGAAUACCGCGGCUGGUUUGCGCGAAGGCUCGCCGCCGCCUUUAGCCGUUGCGCGACGGAUCGUCCGUCGUUUCGCGGUCCGAGGUUCGUCCGCGUGUCUUCGACCACCUUUCCCGCUUGGAUUCCGUGCGAUUAUACUCGUUGAUUUGAGUGACAAUCGCGAGCGAUGUAACCGUGCCCUGACGUCACACGGCUAAUCAAGUGCACACACGAACGCAAACAUAGGCGCGCGCGCGCCUGCCACUCAUGUCUGUAUACACGGAUGGUCUACGUAGACUGCGCGCAGUAUACUACGUGCGACACGUAUAGGACCGUGCACACGGCCAAACUGAUAGAGCUCGAAGAAGAGGGAAACAGCGUGAUCGCGAAAGAUAGAGGAGAAAGAACGGAAACGAAGUGAUAAGAAAGAAAGAGAAAUAUACAUAUUAUAUGCACGUAACAUAUAUGUUCUCUCGCAUAGCGAUCUUGGUGUUAGAGAAAAGGGGUGAGGCGUAAGACGUAUACACGGAGGACAUUUCACACUUGCACACGUCUGUACGCGCUUGUGAGCCUUUCGCUUUAUAAAACAUUACGCGCUCAGGUAUUAUAGAGAAAAAGACGAAUCAGUGAGCCUCGACGUUUUUUCGUUUAAGAUAUAUGACGAUUGACUUUUCUCGAACGUCGUGUUUUUGUGUCCCGUGCUUACUAAGGAUUUCGCGUUUUCAACACGUGCAAGACAAAGCUAUGAAAUAGGAUAAAGAAGAAGAGGAAAGAGCGAGAGAGAAGUAUCUACAUCUCGUGGCGCCCCGUUGUGUUUUUCUACGGAAAGCUGUGCUCGGAACCUGCGUGAACUUUCAGAGUGGAAGAAAACGAAGCAAACGUGAAACCAGUGGGAUUUCCUUGGCGAUGUUAAAUAAUAAAAUCAUUACACAUUUUGUGAUAUGAUCAGUGAAAUCGACGAAGGACCAAGCAAACCUUGAAUGGACUAACUCCGAUGGAUGGACAAGUUUUAUCCCAAUCGAACCGGAUCUACAAGGUUACGAAGACCUCACCAAAACCCUACGCAACAGAAGCUCGUCGAAGCGGACGAAAGAAGCUCGUACGAUUCAGCAAAACGAUUCAUAAAAGGAAUAACAAUUCUUCGACAUUUGCAAGCAAGACAUCUUUUCCUUGGUAUCUUCAGAAUUGCCUGACGCUGAAUAUUUAUAAGAGACUCCACGUUUGGAAAGCGUGUAGAAAAACGAUCGUUCCUGAACAGUGACAACGACGACUAAUACACAAAAAAAACAAAACAAAACAGGAACGCUUAAGGUUUCUGUUCUUCGCCGGUAGAUUACGCGUACGGUUCAAGAAAAAGGAGACACGAAUAUCUUAUCUUGCACGCGAGUGAGUGAACGAGUGAGUGAGAAAGUAACGUCGAAAAGUGAACCCGAUGUGUUCGACGACGUCGAGGAGGAAACGAAGGUGACGACGCUCAGUCGAUAAGAAGAGUCGUCACACAAAGUGCCAAGAAGACAAGAUUAAAGUGUAUUUGGAUAUUUUCGUGACAGUGCUUUCGGGCGACAGUGACGCCUAUAUUGUCAAAGGGACCGAAUGUCGGCGAACGAAGUGAAAAAUUACGAUAGGACGAUGCGAUUAAGAACGCAUGUUCAGUCGGUGAGCGUUGCUCGUGGAAAGGAAACUAUUCGUCUUCGUUGAUCUUGUGUUUCGCGGUUCGAUACGGAACGAACGUACGGGGAGAAGUAACGACAGUGGAACGAAAUAUUGUGCUUUGUUUCGUUUUAUUUUACUUUUUUUUUUCUGUGUUUCGUUUUCCAGACUCGCGAAUCGAGGUACUCGAUUCUCGUAGGAUCUGAAUCGAAGUGUAAAAGAAAUUGUCGCUCGUUCGAGAGCAAGGGGAAACAAGUUCCUGCGAAUUGACGAAUUUAGGAAGUGUCGGUGGUGAUAUCAGUGGUGCGUUUCGUUCAUCGUCGGUGGUGGUAUCCGCGCAUUGUUAGUGGUGCGGGGGUGUGGUGAAGGGUAGUGGUGGUGGUGAUAGAUCGUGUAAAAAGAAAACGCUCGACUGUGACUCUUAACUCAUUACCACGGAUCUCCCCCGGCAAUUUGACUCUGCAGCCAUCCUCAAUGAGAGGAGGCACAUGUCCAUUGCUGCCGCUGAAAAUGCAGGUUUCAGUUUUGGGAGAAGGAAGAAGACUCCAGGAACCGGAUCAAAGGAAUAUGAGAGGCCAAGCCCGUGUGAACUGCAGGACCCGCUGUGGGUCAAAAUGAGUGCGAUUACUGGCAGCAUCACCAAGAAGAGAAAGAAAUCAGAUUCCAAGUCUCAGUCGCAAAUUAACAAGUGCCUUAAUGAGAAAAGACGACGGAACCUGGAGAGCCAUUUUAUCGAUGAGAUUGCCGAGCUGGUUUCCGCCACGGACAUGAGCUCUGGCAAGACUGACAAAUGCCAGAUCCUUCAAAGAGCCGUCGAUCGGAUGCAGCACAUUACGCAACAGAAAGGCUCGAAUAGUCAUGCCGUUCAACAGGGUGAAGUGUCUUCGUCGAAUCGUAACAUACUGUCCAACGAUCAAGUUGGUCUUGUUUUACUCGAGGCGCUAGAUGGCUUUCUAUUUGUUGUAAAUACGGAGGGACGCGUGGAGUCCGUAACGGAUAAUAUAACACAAUAUAUAAAUUAUACGAAGGACGAUGUGCUUGGCAAGGAUAUUUAUAAUAUUAUUCACCAUGGAGACCACAACACCUUCAUGCCGAGCUUGUUGCCUAUGUCGCUAGGCUGGACGAGCGAGCCACAGCCCCAAACGAAGAAUCGUACCUUCAAUUGCCGCUUCUUGGUGAAGCCUCCCGAUGAUAAAGAAGAGACUAUGGAAGAGAAGCAGCAACGAGUAUCGAAAUAUGAGUCUAUGCAAAUCUGUUCCGCUCUUUUGCCAAGUAAUAGCGAUCGUCUGGAGAGCGGUGAUGUGUCCUCCGAAUCCUCGGACAUCGGUCCUUGCGUAAUGUGCGUGGCUCGCAGAAUACCCCCGAAUGAGAAGCCCAUUGGUUUGCCCAUCGAGCAGUUUACUGUUAAGUUGGACACCACGGGGAAGAUUGUCGCGGUCGAUGCCAACUGGUUGUCGCUUCCUUACUCCAAGUACCUAACCAAGGUAAGGGAACUGAUUGGCACUACAAUAAAAGACUUGUGCCACCCUCUUGAUCUCAGUAAGCUAACUGCACAUUUGAACGAUACGCUUCAAGUCGGUCAGAGUAUCAGCGGCGUGUACCGGCUACGCGUUAGUCCUGAUAAGUUCCUUAACAUUCAAACAAAGUCAAAACUUUUCAAAGCAAAUGUGAUGAAUGCACACGAUACCGACUUCAUUAUGGCCACCAAUUCCAUCAUUGGGGACAAUGACUUAACGCCUAUCGAGGGUGGUCAGCUUUCCAACAACAAAGUGUGCUCAGGACACUCUAGUAACCGUUGUGCGAAUAAUAGUAAUAAUAAUAAUGGUAACAAUAAGAAUAACGUGGGUGGCCCGCUGAUGCCCGUGGCACAUCUGAACGGUCAAGUGAGCGGUAUCAGUGGUCGGGGGUUGGCGGGUACGUCGUCGCACGGGGCCGCGACAUCGUCGAACUCGAUAGUAUUUAGCGCGGCCGAGUCUUGCAACCCCCUGCCGUCGCUAAGUACCAGUAAUCCGUUCAACCACUUUUCGGGGAACAUGGACUUGGAAUUCGAGCUCUUCCCCAGUUCCACAUGGGACUUGGAUAGUAGCAGCGGGUGGGCAGAUAGGCCCGAAUCGAGAGCGAGCGGGCCACCAAACUCACGACCACCUUCCCAGCCAGCCCCGACAUCUCCGAGUCCCCAGGGAACGUUCUCCUCUAAUUCGGCGGUGGCGCCUCACUGCAGUCCCCUACGCGCGUUCAGCCCGACCUCAGGCAAUGCGGCUCACACCUUCAGUAAUUCGUUCCCCUUCAGUCCGCUUCAGGAAUCACAGACGUCCUCCUUGACGAACAGCGCCGCUAGUAGCGUUAGCGCGAACGGCGCCGCUGGAUUGACGCCCAAGAGACAGGAUGAAGGGAAGACCGGGUGCUCGACCACCAACCAGUCCGCUAUGGAGGCCAACAACGCGAGAAACAACGCGACCUCCGUCGCUGGUGGUAACCCUGCGACCGGGCAGACCGGCGCCGCCGCGAGCGUCGUUGAAACUCAAAACAGUGUUGUGUCCACCGAAUCCGGCAGGCUCAGAAACUUGUUGACCAAGGGGGCUAGUGCUAGUGAGGACAGUCAGGACAAUACAAAUAACGAUUCCGAGAGCCAAAAUAAGCAUAGGAUAUUAAAAAUCUUGUUGAACCAGCCGGACGAGGACGAUUUUCAUCCCGAGCAUAAUAAUAAAGUGCGCACGAGUCCUAGCAACAUGCCGAAACCGAGCAUGGAGCAUUCGAAAUCUACGCUUGGAAAUAAUAUGCUGUUACAGUUAUUGAAUGAGAAAAAUGACGACGAAGAUGAAGAGGCUCGGGCUGGUUUGAAGAAGAGAAACGAACUUUUACAACAGCUUUUGAAAGACCAAGACGACGAGAGGAAAGUACAAGAGCAACAGUCCAAGUCACAGGCUCGAGAAGAAGAUCAUCUGUUGCGGAGUCUUGGAUUUCGGAACACCACGCCGUCGCCGUCCCAAUCGGGCGACAACGUUGGACUUGGUGGAUCAACUCAGGUCGGGCAAAAGAGACCGGGCGAGGAUGGCGAUUUGAACAUAGCUGUGAAACGGCCCAUGGACGGUUCACACCAAGUCUCCUCUUCCGGUACAUCCACCAAUGCAACGAGCAAACUAUGGGAAAAAAAUAAAAUGCUGGCGUCGCUGUUAGCUAAACAACCGCCACAGCCAACUACUAUCCCACCAAUACCUGCGUCUGUGAUAUCGGCAACGCCACAGGAUAAACUGCUUCGUUUAGGAUUGAAAUCACAACCACAACAGCAGCAGUCACAACAACAGCAGCAGCAGCAGCAACAGCAGCAGCAACAACAACAACAGCAGCAGCAGCAGCAACAGCAGCAGCAGCAGCAACAACAGCAACAACAGCAGCAGCAGCAGCAGCAGCAGCAACAACAACAACCCUGGACGGGUGGCAGCAUGCAAUCCGUUGGUGGUAACAACACGAUUACGACAACUGCAACUUCCGCGCGUACUCCUCUCCAAAGCCAGUCGAGACAACUACCUCGUCAAACAACCAAUGCCUACCUCAGUCAUAUGCUAAGUCAGCCACAAAGAUCCCAGAUGAGUCAGAUGGAUUCAGAAUUCACAAGCAGCGGGGAGUAUCAUCAAACAAGCACUGAUCCAAGCAGUUGGGACAACCAGUCGUCGGAUCCUGACCUUUCCGACAUUUUGGAUCAAGUGAUAGAGUUCGUGCCGGAUGAAGCUAUUACAGAGUCGUCUGCGAUAGCAAAUCUCCUAGACGUAAUUGAAGCACCACAAAACAAUGUCAUGAACGAGAAAAUGGCGAUUAACGCGAUACAGAAGUCGUUGAUGUUAUGCGAGACUGCCGUAAAUCCAACGUCUUCCACCAUAACAAUUCCUGGCACGCCUCCAGCUUACUCUACCGCGUUGGGCACUACACCUGUAACGACGAGCCAUAGUUACCAGCCACCACCGAUGUAUCAGCAACAGCCCAGGAUAAGGUUUAACACGCAACAAGGCGUCAGGCAGGCUACCACUCAAUUCACACAACAGCAACAAUUACAGCUGCAACAGCAACGGACGAAAUUGAUACAGCAGCAACAGCAACAACAAUUAAAACAGAGGCUGCUGCAGCAACAGCAGCAGCAGCAAUUACUCAUUCCUUCCAACGCUACAGCUACGGACCAAAUUACCACUGGCAUUCAUAAUAUUGAUAACCUUCUCAACAAUACUGUUGCACCUAACGUGUCGUUACAGCGGUCGAGUGUCCCAGAUUCACAAGUUUCUCCAGGUUAUGGGGGAUCCGUCCAAAUGCCUUCCGGUCACCGACUUGCUCACUCGUACUCCCAUCCGUCAACGUUACCACAACACCCCAUUGUAAACAAUAAUUUCAACAGUGGUCAACAAGUGUCUGCCGCAGCACGACUCUCACCGCAUUCUCCUGCUGGUAUUUUGUCGUUCUCUCAUCCGCAGCCGUUGUCACCACGAGUGACGCAAGGCAACUAUGGUAAUACCCCGAGACUGUUCAACGUUAACCAGGUGAGAUCGCAACAACAGCCCACCGCGCAGCAACAGCAAAGAUCGAUGCCGUCACCAGGAACGCCAGCGUCUGCCCGACAGUCUCCGUUUCCGGCGGAAACCUUCCCCCCACCUACAUCCCCCACAGCUAGCCAAUUUCCACCUGGUCCUAAUCCUGGUGCACCAAAUCCUUCUGCCCAAUAUCGGUUGCAACGGACCACAUCUACGCCAUCAGCCACGACUCAGUUGCCAGGUGGGCUCGGUUCGCCCCGGCACUACGGCGGAGUGAGUAAGGAACAACCUCUUCUUUCACCUAGUCAUCCACAUUCGGGUUGCCCGGCAACACCGACUCACAAUCAACACAACGUAACGAAUACCCAACAACACUUCUCCAACCAACAACAUUCUUCUAUGAUAUACCACACGACCGCCAAUACUAUCAACACAGCUGACAUGCAGAGCAAUCAGUUCUGUUACGAUCGGACGUCUGUUCCACUCUAUUCGUCAGGGCCUGGGGACACGCAGGACGCCAGGCCUCUGCCUCCCGGUAAUCCUGUCAAUCACCAAUUGGGUGGAAACGCUAGCAGCACAUCGGAGUUCGUAAGGCAAGAAUUGAGAGCGAUCGUUGGCGCACGAACGCAACAACAGCAACAACAGAGGGUACCUAACAACAUUCAGAACAACCUUUCUGGUCAAGUUUCUCAGGACGAUCUUGAUGCACUUGGACUGACGUUUGAAAUGUCUUCUGCAGGUGAGGCUGUGGUUAGCGAUGGCCCUGCCAAGAGCUGGGCCAUUGGGAGUGCCGGAAGUGCCCCCUCGUCCUCCAGGACUUCUAUGGAGGAAGUGGCUCGAGGUGAUCCGAAGGUGAACCAGUCGUCGCUGUUACAGAAACUGUUGUCUGAGUGACUGCAGGCCAACGCCUUGCAUGGUAAAGGAAUCUAUGUAAUAUACGUUUGAACAUAAAAGAAGAUGCCCUGGCGGCGGGGAGAGAAAAAUCGGAAUGGGGAGGGGGGGGGGAGGACGUCGAGGGGUUGAAGAGGAACGAGACGAAUAUCGAUCACACACACACCGCAUAUUACAACUCUAUACGUAAUUGGAUACUAUUGUAUUAUAUGUAAUGCUACAACACACGAAGUCAGUAUUCAGAUACGUAUCACCAAAUACAAUGCGAUAAAAAAAAAAGCCGCGCAGGCCGCCGCGCCCCCGCACCACGGGGCCUUUUCGUGCUGAGAGAGACGCUACCGAUCACCAACCACCGGACAAGACGGGAAGAACAAAAGAAACAAAAAUAGAAAAAAAAGAUACCACACACAGUCACACACAAACACACGCAGAGAAAUGAAACUCUCGAAAGGACCAAAAGUUUCCGGCUUUCCCAAUUUGCCUGUGUCGAGAUUUUCAAAAGGGCGGAUUCGAAGGCCUCCGUGGAAUUAUAUCAUGCGAAUCGUCGGUGGAUAAUGGAAUUUGGGGAGUCGAUCGCGUGGGAACGACGAACCCGAUUACAGAGGUCGUUUUAAGGACGAAAAGGACGGUUGCGCGGGGAGCACAGGUGGCCCGAUAGCGCGCGGCGACGCUCUAUCUUAUUUUAUAUAUAUAUGAAUUGUAGAUUAUAUAUAUAAAAGGAAGAGAGAAAGCCUUUAUCGGGGCAUCCCAGCUUCGGACGAUAUUCGAGUAUAAAUAUAUAAAUAUAAAUAUAUAAAUAUAUAUAUAUAUAUAUAAGUAUAAUACCGACACGAUAGACUGACGGCCGCGGGAGUUUGGCCCCCCAUCGUCGGGGAUAUCGUCACGUGAUCCGUCAGUGUUGUAUUUGGUAUCACUGAAAGAAAGAAACUACGUAGGUACCUCAAAGGUAUACUUUACUAUACCACUGGCUGUUGAACAUAGAACUAUUUAUAGGUUUAAUUAUUGUACACAGGAUGAAGAUGAAGGAAAGAAAAAAAAAACAAAUAGAGCACUAUCACGUAUUCUCUUUAAUUUAACAUCCUUUUUGACUAUUACAUUUAUGAAUAAUAUAUUUGUGAUUGUAAGAAUC